AAUCCAACUGGCUUCGUAAGACUAUGAACACCUCUCUUGUAUACCAGCCUACUAUAUAAUCUCUGCAUUUAGCAGCUUCUUUCCUAUCAGCAAAUUCGAUUAAGUAAUCUUCUGAUCUUCAAAAAUGGCAGCUUCCCGGUUCCAUCUCUUACUUGUUCUUUCACUCACUCUCAGUUUGUGCCACUUCCCUGACACCACAUGGGCACAGCUUAGGCAAAAUUAUUAUGCUAGCAGUUGCCCCAAAGUGGAAAGCAUAGUUAGGGGUGUAGUUCAGAACAAAAUUAAACAAACUUUUGUUACGAUUCCGGCAACUCUCAGGCUUUUCUUCCAUGAUUGCUUUGUUCAGGGUUGUGAUGCUUCAGUCAUAGUGGCCUCCACUGCAACCAACAAGGCGGAGAAGGACCAUUCUGAUAAUUUAUCAUUAGCUGGAGAUGGAUUUGACACUGUGAUCAAAGCGAAAGCAGCUGUGGAUGCCACCCCCGGGUGCAAAAACAAGGUCUCAUGUGCUGAUAUCCUUGCCAUAGCAACAAGAGAUGUUAUCGCACUGUCUGGUGGACCUUCAUAUCCUGUUGAAUUGGGACGAUUGGAUGGUUUAAGUUCAACAGCUGCUAGUGUCAAUGGGAAGCUGCCUCAGCCAACUUUCUCUUUGAAUCAGCUUACUGCUAUGUUUGCUGCCAACGGACUCAGCCAAACUGACAUGAUUGCUCUCUCAGCGGCACACACGGUUGGAUUCUCUCAUUGUAGCAGAUUUGCCAAAAGGAUAUAUAGUUUUAGCAGGAAAGGUCCGAUCGACCCUACACUCAACAGAACAUAUGCAAAAACACUGCAAACCCUGUGCCCCAAAAAAGUUGACUCCAGAAUAGCCAUCAACAUGGACCCAAACACUCCCAGAACCUUUGACAACAUGUAUUACAAGAACCUUGUGCAAGGAAUGGGCCUCUUCACCUCAGAUCAAGUUCUAUUCACAGACCCUAGGUCCAAGCCAACUGUUACUAAAUGGGCCGCUGACUCACAGGCCUUCCGACAAGCCUUUAUCACUGCCAUGACAAAGUUGGGCCGCGUCGGUGUCAAGAGCGGUCGAAAUGGGAAAAUUCGUCAAGACUGCGCAGUUUUGGCUUAAAUGAAAUUUGCUCAACAUGGUUGGUUUUUUAACCCA
Populus euphratica (Euphrates poplar) is the source of this 1156-nucleotide messenger RNA. Its product is annotated as peroxidase 73-like. NCBI's taxonomy places the organism in Eukaryota, Viridiplantae, Streptophyta, Magnoliopsida, Malpighiales, Salicaceae. The transcript is spliced from 4 exons. Gene Ontology annotation, biological process: response to oxidative stress; hydrogen peroxide catabolic process. The coding region runs from base 125 to 1120 and encodes 331 amino acids. The record is from RefSeq and is a predicted model, not a curated record. Gene Ontology annotation, molecular function: peroxidase activity; heme binding.